AUGGACCACUGCAUGAUCAAUGUUGGGCAAAAUUUUAUAUUCCAAUACACAGUUUGCAAAGAGGCAUGGCCAAUUACCACUAAACCAAAAUCCCCUGGUAGCUAUUUGUGCUCUCGCUGUUCUAGGGAUAAAAACACACCAAAAAAAUUUUCUGAUGCUAACAGCAUGAUUCCAGGACCAGUACCAGUUGAGUUGCAAGGCCUAACUCAAACUGAAGAAAUGCUCAUUGCUCGAGCUCUGCCUAUAAUGAGGGUUUAUAUCAAACCAGGUGGGCAAAUGGGGUAUUCAGGGCAUUGCAUUAAUUUGCCUCAACAUAUCGAAGAGAUUGCAUCAUUUCUGCCAAGAUAUCCCAGGGACUUGUCUAUUAUUGUAGUUAAGAUGAAGGGUAAAGAUAACACAUUCAAAGAUGUUAAGGUCAGAAGAGAGAAAGUGCAUCAUGCAUUGCUAUGGCUUUUGAGAAAUAAUCCGCAUUAUACUAAUGUGACUAUCAAUCAACAUGCUUUGGAAUCACUCCCUAUUGAUGGUGUUCCAUCUGAUAUAAUGACAGUUGCGUCUGAUAUUUUAUCAGAUGAAAAUAUUUUGCCUGACUUAGGCCCUUGCAGUGAUAACAAUGAAGACAAAGUCUACAAUGAGACAACAGAAACGAGUAAAGGGGAUCCAACAAAUCCAUCACUUUUAAAGGACAUUCCCUUAGGUGAGAAAGUAAAGCAUCUUGUUAAAUUUGCUGAGCAGAUUAAUGGCAAAUGGAUUUUCCGAUUUGCCAGUCAUCCUAGGUUUUGUUAUUGGGCAUUUAAUAUGAUACAGAGAAAACGAACCUUGCAACAAAGUGGAAUGUUUCUUAAGCAAAAUCCAGGUGAAGCUCACUUGACAAUAGAUGAACUGCGUGAAAUGGCAGCAGGUGAUAACAGUAAUGCAUUUAUUUCUAAGAUAUCUCGAUAUGUAGCAAAUAUUGCUGGCUCUAAUGCUUACUGGUAUAAGGUGAGAGAAGAUCUCAAAGCCAUUGUCACAACUGUUGGGACUCCUACUUUUUUCUUUACAUUUUCUUCGGCUGAUAUGCAUUGGCCAGAGUUGCAUAGGCUAUUAGGAAAUAGAAAUGGCACUAGUGAAGAAAGGCUACAAGCUGUGAUAAAAAAUCCACAUUUAGUAGAUUGGUUUUUUACACAAAGAGUAGAAAGCUUUAUCAAACACUGGUUGUACAAAACACUUGAUGCAAAGUGGCACUGGUAUAGAUUUGAAUACCAGGCAAGAGGAAGCAUACAUUGCCAUGGCAUUGCUAAACUAAACAACGACCCUGGUUUGUGUGAUCUCACCAAAACUGCCCUUAAAGGAUUCCUAGCUCAAAAAUACAAAGAUGAGAACAAAGAUAAAAAUACAUCUGAACUUGACAAUGAUAUUAUUGGUAACAAAGCUGCUGAGACAGCUUGUAAGUAUGUUGACUGGUUGCUUUCCACAGUUAAUCCAAAUCCACCAGACAAUGCUUUAUGGGUAAGACCAAGAAUUCAUCUAUGUCAAAAGGAUUAUCAGGAUGUUGCAGAUUGUGAUAUGCAUGAUGAUUUUUGUGAUCUGUUAAAUAUGGUUCAGCGCCAUACACGUUGUAGUACUAGCUAUUGUCUAAGAAAAAAGACAACAGAUUCUGAACCAAAAUGUAGGUUCAAUUUUCGAAUGGAUACAUGCUCUAAAACAAGGUUAGACUUUGAAGAAGUUCAUACUAAAGGUAAUGAGCCACAAUAUAAGGCAAGAAUUAUUACCAGAAGAAAUGAUUCUCGGCUAAAUAACAGCCAGCAGCUUCAACUACAAGGUUGGAGAGCCAAUUGUGACAUACAAGUAGUCAUCGACCAUUAUGCUUGUGUUGAGUACCUCACUAAGUAUGCUGCUAAGGGUGAACGCAGAACACCUAUGCUUAAAGCAGCAUUCAACAAAAUCAUGAAUAAUGCUCCAAGCAAUGAUAAUCCUCACAAAGCUAUUAGAAAAGUUGUUAUGAAAACUAUUGGUGAAAGAGAUUAUGCUACACAAGAAACAAUGCACCAUUUGCUCUCACUAAAGCUUCACAGCUCUAGCUUUAGAGUAAUAACAGUUAGUUUAAAUGGCUCUUGUAGGAUUAACACAUCAACACAAGAAGCAGACGUUUGCUCAAGCAAUUCUCUUCUUGAUGUCUAUGCUAAUCAUGCACAAUACAAUAAUGCAACUGUUACAACCAAAUUAAAUUUUGUUCAGUUUGCAACACAGUUUAGGGUUGUGAAUAACAAGCUAACCAGACUUCCAGAUGAUGUUAUUCCUAGAAUUUUUCCAAACUAUUCAUGUAAUCCAAGAGGGUCAAAUUUUCCUCAGUAUUGCAAAUAUCAGUUGUUAAGAUACAAGCCUUGGAAAAUAACACAAGAAAAUGCUUGGGAUGAUGAAGAACCAUCAGAUGAAAACAUGAUAAAUAAAUGGCAAGAAUUUCUUCAGACAGCAUAUGCAAAGGAAAAUGUCCCUGACUGGUUUGACAAACUGAUGAACAACCUGAAAAUAUUAGUGAAGAGUGGAUGA
Molecule: messenger RNA, 2526 nt
Organism: Dendronephthya gigantea
Lineage: Eukaryota; Metazoa; Cnidaria; Anthozoa; Malacalcyonacea; Nephtheidae
Exons: 2
Coding region: 1-2526 (841 amino acids)
Source: RefSeq, a predicted model, not a curated record